AUGUCUUCUCACAAGACUUUCAGAAUCAAGCGAUUCCUGGCCAAAAAACAAAAGCAAAAGUGUUCGAUUCCUCAAUGGAUUCAGAUGAAAGCUGGUAACAAAAUCAGGUGGGACUCAGGGAGAAGACACUGGAGGAGGACGGAGCUGGGUCUGUUAGGAUUCACAGGAUGGCAAGACUGAGGGUUUAUAUGGUCAUUGGUCAGCCUACCAAAUGGAGUUUGACAUUUUUAAUCUGGAGACUUGGUCAUGUUUAAACUGGUGGUGUGGUUUGUCCAGUCAUAAAAGGUAGAACCUUUCAGAAAACAAAAACAGAAAAGCUUGGAGAGAUGGCUCAGCAGUUAAUAACACCUGGUGCUCUCGCAGAACCACCUGGGUUC
This is a messenger RNA of Acomys russatus (golden spiny mouse), 377 nucleotides long. RefSeq names its product 60S ribosomal protein L39-like. Gene Ontology annotation, cellular component: ribosome; cytosolic large ribosomal subunit. NCBI's taxonomy places the organism in Eukaryota, Metazoa, Chordata, Mammalia, Rodentia, Muridae. Gene Ontology annotation, biological process: translation. The coding region runs from base 1 to 180 and encodes 59 amino acids. The transcript has a single exon. The record is from RefSeq and is a predicted model, not a curated record. Gene Ontology annotation, molecular function: structural constituent of ribosome.